This is a messenger RNA of Sodiomyces alkalinus F11, 1602 nucleotides long. Its product is annotated as cytochrome P450 6A1. Gene Ontology annotation, molecular function: iron ion binding; oxidoreductase activity, acting on paired donors, with incorporation or reduction of molecular oxygen; heme binding. The coding region runs from base 1 to 1602 and encodes 533 amino acids. The transcript has 2 exons. The record is from RefSeq and is a predicted model, not a curated record. Gene Ontology annotation, biological process: sterol metabolic process. Lineage: Eukaryota; Fungi; Ascomycota; Sordariomycetes; Glomerellales; Plectosphaerellaceae.
AUGGCGGCGGCUGGCCAUGUGCAGGCACUUUUGUCGCCGUCCACCUGGCCGACCAGCGUGUAUGCUCUUCUGUUCACGUUGCUGGUUUACGGAAUAUCUGAGCUGGCCCGCCGGGCCCCCUUCCCUUCCAAAGCUCCGCGUCUGGUCGACUCAAUUCCGAUACUCGGUGCUCUACGCUUCUUCACUGCCCGCGGCCAGUUUCUAAGCCAGUCUCGCGACAUAUCCCCUUCGGGGCAAUACUCUUUCUAUGCCGGAAAAAAACAGAUCAUCGGUCUGUCUGGGCCUGACGGCCGGCGCACGUUCUUCGAAAGCCGCGAGCUCAACUUCCCUGCUGGCUAUGCCGUCCUGUUCAGUGCGCAGCCAGCGGUGAAGGCCGGCGACCCGUUUUACGGAGAUGGCGCCAGUGCGAAACUGCUGCGUUUCAUGAACAAGCUCCUGAGGCGCGAGUUCCUCGGCCAGCGUGUACCCAUGUACGCCAGCGACGCCCGCGAAGCGAUGGAAAGCAUCGUCAAAAGGGGGAGUAGUAGCGGCGCUACUGCUGCUGCUUCUGUCGUCAUGGACCCUUUCGAGGAUAUGUACCGUCUCGUGUAUCGGCUGACCAUGCGCACGGUCGGCUGCGACGAGAUCGCCACCGAUCUGGACCAGCUGCGCACCACGCUCUCCCUCUUCGAAGCCAUCGAUUCGGGGGCUACCGCGUCCAGGAUCAUCUUCCCCUGGCUCCCCACCCUGGGCCAGGCCCGGCAGCUGUGGAGCGGCUAUCGCAUGUAUCGCAUCCUGGAGGGCAUCGUCGCCGACCGACGCCGCACCGGUCGCAGGGGCAACGACGGGCUGCAGGAGCUCCUCGACCAGGACACGGAUAUGUUCGGCAUCGUCGAAUCGAUCAUAGCGUCCCUGUUCGCCGGUCUCGUCAACAGCGGGAUCAACGCCGCCUGGAUGCUGUGUUUCCUCGCCCACGACCGCAAGCUUUCUCUCGGUGGUGGUGGUGGUGGUGGUGGUGGCGGCGGCUCGGGAUGGUACGACCGCGUUCGACGCGAAGUGGACGCCGUCGUCGCACGCCACCGGGUGUCGGACGACGAGACGCCCGCAGACGCGCUGGCGCGACUCACGCUCGCCGACUGGGAGGCCGAGUUCCCGUCCAUCGACCUGGCCCUGCGCGAGACCAUCCGCUUCACCAUCACCGGCUGCGGGUUCCGCCAGAACCUGAGCAACGAGGACGUGCCCAUCGGCGACUCGGGCGAGGUUAUCCCCCGGGGCGCCUUCGCGGUGUAUCACUUUGAUGACGUGUUGAUGAACUCCAAGUAUUACCCGGAGCCGGAGCGGUGGGAUCCCGGCCGGUACUUGCCGGGUCGCGCGGAUGACAAGAAUGCCGGCACGCAUGGAUACAUCGGAUGGGGCUCGGGACGACACCCGUGUCUCGGCAUGAAGUUUGCCAAGAUGGAAAUGGCCAUCACGACGGCGAUGUUCGUUGCCUGCUUCGAUUUCGAGCUGUGCGACGAAAACGUACGACAUAUGACCUCGCUGGCUGGAUUAAUUGAUCGAAAUAAGCAUUCAGCAAGCAAACCAGACAAGAAGAUGUAUUUGAAGGCGACUCCCAGGAUGUGA